AAGCAACAAUACAUCAUGCAGUCUUCAACUUUCCUGAUGGCCAUCUUGGUGGUGGCUUUGCUCAUGCUAUUGAGCGCCCCUGCUACUGAGGCCACCUUUUUGAUCAUUGCUUGCUUGUUGCGGUCUCCAUUCUGCCCAUGGGCCACAACAGCCAAAACCGCGUCAAGCGGUUGACCAUUGACCACCCAUUUGGAAGCUCGAUAGCAGACACUCGAACACAAUCUUGGAACUCAUAAUAAAUAAAAUGAUUUUUUUGUUGCACUGAA
Drosophila persimilis is the source of this 266-nucleotide messenger RNA. RefSeq lists its product as uncharacterized. Bases 16 to 174 code for a protein of 52 amino acids. NCBI's taxonomy places the organism in Eukaryota, Metazoa, Arthropoda, Insecta, Diptera, Drosophilidae. The transcript has a single exon. The record is from RefSeq and is a predicted model, not a curated record.